Molecule: messenger RNA, 1044 nt
Organism: Pseudogymnoascus verrucosus
Lineage: Eukaryota; Fungi; Ascomycota; Leotiomycetes; Thelebolales; Thelebolaceae
Exons: 2
Coding region: 142-948 (268 amino acids)
Biological process (GO): ubiquinone biosynthetic process
Cellular component (GO): mitochondrial inner membrane
Molecular function (GO): 3-demethoxyubiquinol 3-hydroxylase activity
Source: RefSeq, a predicted model, not a curated record
CCUCGAUAAACCUCGAACGCAGCAACAAACCAACAAUUUCCACCUCGAAUAUCUCAGCUCUGAUCUAUCUAUACGCUUAUCUACCAGCUAUUUACCAUUUAUUUGCUACCUUUCUGGCUAAAUCUCCUUUAUAUAGCCACAAUGGCACCACUCACCACCAAACCCGCAGCCCGCCUCGUCCGAUGCAACCUCCCAAUAUAUGAUUUCCUUACCCCACGAUUCUCCCAAGCAACCCGCACACGAGCUCUCCACACAUCGCCUCGAGACCGCGCCGCCGCAGCUGCUGCAGCUGCACCUUCCCCCAACACCUCUCCCUCGCCCCCCACCGACAGCGCAGCCACCUCGCCCGCCGCAGGAGCUUCCAAGCCCUCCAAACCCCUAACCCAAGCCCAACGAGACUUCCUCUCCAGCGCCCUCCGCGUCAACCAAGCCGGCGAGCUCGCCGCAACCCUAAUCUACCGCGCCCAAACCCCUCCCAUCGUCGCCUCCCACCCCCACCUCCGGCCAUUAAUGAAACACAUGUACGACCAAGAAGCCGCCCACUUCUCCACCUUCAACGCCCUCCUCGCCAAGCACCGCGUGCGCCCUACCGCUCUCUACCCCGUCUGGGUGGCCGCCGCCACAGCCCUAGGGUGGGGCACCGCGUUCCUAGGCCGCGAAGCAGCGAUGGCGUGUACGGAGGCGGUGGAGACGGAGAUAGGGGGGCAUUAUAAUGAGCAGGUUGCUACGCUGCUGGAGAUGGUUGAGGGGAUGGAGGAGGAGGGGGUGGAGGUGGGGGGGGAGUUGAGGGGGUUGGUGGGGGAGAUUAGGAGGAUUAGGGAUGAGGAGUUGGAGCAUUUGGAUCAUGCGGUGGAGAAUGAUGCGAAGUUGGCGGUGCCGCAUGAGUUGUUGACGGGGGUUAUUAGGUUGGGGUGUCGAGGGGCGAUUUGGGUUAGUGAGAGGGUGUGAGGAGGUUGGGGGUGGGUGUGUAUGUUGUAUAGAAAGAAGAGGUACGAAUAUGUAUAACUGUCAUAUUAUGUAAUUAGUUGUAUUCCAAGAGAGGAC